GGCUCUCCGCCAGUCACCCGCCGGAAGAGGUUUGCAUUCUACAUAGUUCCUAGCCGCUCUUUCUUGCCGGCUUGUCGGUUUCCGGCAUUGCACAUGCUACUCGUCCCGUCCAAACGGGCCGCCUUUGUGGGGCUUUUCCUCGCCAUAUCGCAGGUCCUUGCAGGCCAAGUUCCUGUUCAUAAUGGCGUGAUUGGCGGAGUUCCAGAUCCCUCUACUCGACUCCUUUCCACGGCUGGCGUUUUGGCCGCAACCGGGAGCGGCACAAUCGUCCAGACGACGCCCGGCAAAUUACGCGUCGUUGAGAACAGUGGCAUCUGCGAAACUACCCAAGGUGUUUACCAAGCCUCAGGAUACGGUGAUCUGACCAAAAAUCAGAGCCUAUGGUUUUGGUUCUUCGCCGCCCGGGAAAACCCUGACGCGGCUCCUUUGACGAUAUGGCUCAAUGGCGGUCCUGGGAGCUCCUCCAUGAUUGGGCUUUUCCAAGAGAAUGGGCCAUGCAGGAUUACGAACGACAGCACUGGUGUGACCCUCAAUCCAUUCUCCUGGAACAACGUAUCGAACAUGCUGUACCUUGACCAGCCUGUCGGCACUGGCUUCUCUUAUGGCAACGCAAACGUGUCCACCUCUCCCGAGGCUGCGGCCGACGUCUGGAAGUUUUUGCAAAUGUUUUUCUCCGAUUCGAGAUUUUCCAAGUACCAGAAGAACGACUUUGCCCUUUGGACGGAAUCGUACGGAGGUCACUAUGGUCCUACCAUUGCGUCCUACAUUCUGGACCAGAAUGCUCGCGUUGCAAAUAACACCGUGAAUGGUACCACCAUCAAUCUGAAGUUCCUAGGUAUCGGAGAUGGGUUGACAGAUCCUCUGGCCCAGUACCCCGGAUAUCUCACCUACUCUGCCUCCAACCCGUACCAUCCUUUGGUCUCGGACUCAGUGCUCCAAGAGGCUACAGACGUUUGGAACCGUACGGGAGGCUGCCAGGAUCUGAUUCGACAGUGUUACAGCACGAACACUGACCAGGUCUGCUCUCAAGCGCAAGAGGUUUGCAACAACGGGAUCUUGUCUGCAGCACUCGGGCCUUACGACCCCUACUACGUUCUGAGCACCGAGCCGGACCCCUACCCUCCGGAUCUCACUCCUUAUCUUACGAGUACUGCGUUGAUGGAGAAGAUUGGUGCCGAAUCAACAUGGGUGAUGAGCAGCGACGAUGUGUACUUCAACUUUGCUGAUUCAGGCGACUGGAUGCGCAAUUCACGACCGCUGCUCGAGUCGGUGAUCAAUGCCGGCGUGCGGACUGUUAUCUACGACGGCGAUGCGGAUUACAUUCUCAAUCACGUCGGGGUCGAGGCUAUGGUCGACGCGCUCCAAACGAAGUUUACAGACGAGUACGCCAAGCAAGAGUUUGCAAACUACACAGUGGCCGGCCAGGUCACCGGCAUCUACAAGAAUGCGGGUACUUUCUCAUACGUUCGCAUAUAUGGCGCUGGUCACGAAGUCCCUGCGUAUUCGCACGGUACUCUCGGUGUCGGUCAAGCUGCAUUCCAGGUGUUCUCGCAAAUCAUGAGCAACAGUUCGCUCUCCCCGACGAACUCUUCGGCUAAUGGCACUACUGGAUCCGCUGUCGGGCAACCGAGUUCUCAUCCUAAUUCGUCCCCUCUGGUAUCAUCAUCUCUUUGGGUUGCCCUAGGUUCUCUGUUCUUGGCGAUUGCGAUUGUACCCUUCUAGCCACAGUCACAGUGUCUGAUAAUCUGUUGUUGCAGUAGUAGUAGUAGUAGUCAUCGUUAUGUAUCUCUGGUAGAAGGCCUGUAGACCUAUGACGCAUGAUGCAUCGAUACAAAGUUUGC
Dichomitus squalens LYAD-421 SS1 is the source of this 1841-nucleotide messenger RNA. Its product is annotated as serine carboxypeptidase. Gene Ontology annotation, biological process: proteolysis. The record is from RefSeq and is a predicted model, not a curated record. Gene Ontology annotation, molecular function: serine-type carboxypeptidase activity. NCBI's taxonomy places the organism in Eukaryota, Fungi, Basidiomycota, Agaricomycetes, Polyporales, Polyporaceae. Gene Ontology annotation, cellular component: fungal-type vacuole. The transcript has 13 exons. The coding region runs from base 94 to 1722 and encodes 542 amino acids.